Cylindrotheca closterium is the source of this 2673-nucleotide messenger RNA. The record is from the annotation of a GenBank genome assembly. Lineage: Eukaryota; Bacillariophyta; Bacillariophyceae; Bacillariales; Bacillariaceae.
AUGUUGACACCAUCUGUCCCAGAAGGUCCUAAAAAUCACAUUUCCAACAGACAUUCUUUGGAGGUUUCUGGCACUAUUAUCCUGCCCACAGUAUUGUCACCAACCAUUCAAAAGUAUUGUACCGAGAAGAUGAAACUGCCUUCCAUCUGCUUGUUGGCUCUUGGAGUUCAGAUGCUCCUUGCCCCUUUGGCUACGGCAAACAAGCUGUGUUUCGUCAUUUAUCAGAUGGCAGACAAUGAUCUCGAGUACUUCAUUCGCCAAGAUCUUGCAGAAUACAUGCAAUCUAGUCUGAUGAAGAAUCCAGACACCAUCAGUUGGGUUUAUUUUGACAAUGGUGAUCCAGAAGCCGAGGGCACACCCGAUCCAUUGCCAGAUAUCUUUGAUACCGCAGGGAAUCCUCUAGAAAAUAGAACACAGGAUGUAUACUACUUGAGCUACAACCAUGAGUUCAGUGAAAUGCAAAUUGUGGAGAAUCUCGGAGAACUCAACUCGGACACCAUGUCGGUAGUCCAAGACUUCGCCACCACGGCCUUUCGUGACUGCAGUGAAAAGGGAGCCACCGAGUACAUGAUGGCCUUUAGCUCUCAUGGCGCUGGUUUUGGUGGAUUCGGUGGAGAUGAUGUUGCCAGAAGACGCCGGCUUGGACAGCUGCUUGACAAUGGUAGCAUUUCCGGUGCACUUCGAAGUGCGAUUGAUAGCGAAAUUGGAGUUGGAGCCAAGUUGAAUGUGCUUGGGUUCGAUGCCUGUCUCAUGUCCGAUUAUGGGGCAUUGGAUGAUUACAGCUCGAUUACAGAGAACUUUCUUGCCAGUGAAGACGUUGAACCAGGUCACGGCUGGUCAUACGCUGGACUUGAACUAGAUAGUGCCGUCAACAUUGCCACUAGAAUCGUCGAUCUGUUUGCAUCUGAUCCACAAUCGGAAGAUGGUCAUCAAACACCCAAGACCCUUGCUGUUGUUGACACUACUGCUCAUAUGGAGUUUGCCACCAAAUGGGAAGAGUUCAGCCGGUUCUUGAACAUAGCCUUCCAAGAGGAUGAAAAUGUUCAAACGGCUGUCAAGCGAGCUCGCUCAAAGGUCUUGACUUUUGCUGGUGAUACCGAUGAUGAAGGAGACAAGGACGAAGACAUGGUAGACAUGAUGGACUUUAUGAACCUCUUUGACGGCCAAUGUAUGCCGAGUGGUGACCUUGCCAUUGCCCUCAUGGAAGCAAAGAACAGUUACGAUGCUCAAUUUGUUACAUUCAAAGCUGGACCUAGUACUGACAGCCGCUACACUGGAAUGGGAGUGCAUUUCCCCAGCAGGAAGGAGUUCAGGGCAAACGGUUUGAAUUUCCAGGUUUUGGAGUCGAGUCGCUUUGCCACCAAGACGUCACCAGAGUGGCUCGACUUCUUGCAAACAUAUUAUACCUCUGGAACAGUGUUUGGGUCUGCGGGAUACUGCAGCUCUGAAUUAGCAACUGCAAACCCACCACAAGAGGAACAAGGACUCUUGAUGGUCAAUCCUUUGGUCUCUGGUAUCACCAAUGGCGCGCACGAUAUUGAGACUGGAGUCGUCAAGCGGGUGGAUUCUGUUUUCAUUGAGUUUGGAGUCGAAUUGACCGCAAUACUGGGUGACGGAACACGCCGUCGCCGUUUGAAGGAGACUAGGAGUAGCCGUGGUAGCCACUCAGUUCCGAUGGGCAAGAAUGCAGAUUCGAGAUUCUUGAAACAUGAAUUCAACAAGCAGUCGCGUAGGCUGCAAGGUGGUAGUGAUGACUAUUUGUACAUGUAUGGAGGUGAGCUUGUUGGUUCGUUUAGUGGGUCUGUUUACUCGGCUUCGUGGGAUCGCCAAUUUGGGGUUGCUGGCAAUUCUGCGAAUGACCAGCAUCCGAUCUACGUCUUCAGUGAUGGUGCCGCUGGUAAAGAAACUCCUGUUUUCUAUUUCCCCGCGGACAAGCCCAUAUCUAUUGAAGACAUCUUCAAUAUGGUCGAGUUCGAGGACGCGACUGCCGCAGGUGGAAUGGCUGGCUAUAUAAAGUUUUCUACCGAUGCCGGAGUUGUCCCAACUCUUUACACUACCCAAGGGGGUGAUGGAGAUUCCUAUUCUGAGACACCAGCUACUGCAGGUGGGCAGAUCGUGCCGAUUGUGUAUGUGGAUGGUAUGAUUGAUGGUUUCGAUUACUUUUAUUUCAUUGGAGGAUACGACCCUGUAGCGUUUGAUUGGUCGACAAAUUCUCCACUCAUCAUUGGCACACUGCCUGCUGACGACUUUCUACUAUCAGAGAGUGGCGUCCUCACUCUGGAUCUCACUGCUGAAGACGAAGAUAACGGUGACAGUAGUUAUGCGCUCUUUGAGAUUGUGGACGGCGUUGCUACCAAAGUAAAUGAGGGCGCCGACGCCGCGAUGGAUACCGAUGCUCCUUCGGAUGGAGGCACGGAUUCUCCUGUGGAGACCGGCCCCCCUACAGCGGUAGCUCCAACUCAGGCUCCAGGAGGUGGGAACACAACAGAUCCUCCUGCAGGGGGGGGAGGCCAAACUGACGCCCCGGCUGGAGACCCAACAAAUCCCCCAACUGCAGCUCCAAUGGUAACCGAUGCUCCGAGGGGGGGCACAGCAGAUUCUUCUGCCACUGCUGCAUCUACGCUUUUCUCAAUGGCUCUGACUCUCAGUGUAGCCCAUUUGACCUUUGCUUGA